Molecule: messenger RNA, 2496 nt
Organism: Myotis myotis
Lineage: Eukaryota; Metazoa; Chordata; Mammalia; Chiroptera; Vespertilionidae
Gene: ZCRB1
Product: zinc finger CCHC-type and RNA binding motif containing 1
Exons: 6
Coding region: 518-1072 (184 amino acids)
Biological process (GO): mRNA splicing, via spliceosome
Cellular component (GO): U12-type spliceosomal complex
Molecular function (GO): zinc ion binding; RNA binding
Source: RefSeq, a predicted model, not a curated record
CACCCAGCCACAGUAUGAGUGGAAAUCAGUGGCUGACGUUCUUUCUGCGGCCCCAGGCUCUCCCUGCUGUGUGUAUGCGAAGUCUUACACAUAUUUAAAAGCACUGUUUGCUCUCAGCCGGAGGGAAGAUUAGUAACGCCCGGUUUUUCUCUCAUCUGUUUAAACUGCACUUCCCCAUUCACACUGGAGGCCGGCACUAAAAGGGUUAAUUAGUGUGAAGAAUCCACGUGAAAUAGGACCAGAAAACUCUCUUAAGUGGUGUCUGGAGAAAAGGAAUUUCUUAAUUCACCCAACUGAGAGUCAUUAUUCACUAUUAUUCCUAAGCAGUAAGGAAGGUGUAUGAAUCUGGCAUAAUUAAAUCAGUGGUUGCCCGUAUUGGGUCUUACUUGGAAUGAAGACUAUACUGGCUUAGAUUGCUUUUGGAUCUGUUCGUUUUUCUUUUUAGAAAUGAGUGGUGGAUUGGCCCCAAGUAAAAGUACAGUGUAUGUAUCCAACUUGCCCUUUUCCCUGACCAACAAUGACUUAUACCGGGGUUACUAUAAUGAAAGAUAAAGAUACCAGGAAGAGUAAAGGUGUUGCAUUCAUUUUAUUUUUGGAUAAAGACUCUGCACAAAACUGCACCAGGGCAAUAAACAACAAACAGUUAUUUGGUAGAGUGAUAAAGGCAAGUAUUGCUAUUGACAAUGGAAGAGCAGCUGAGUUCAUCCGAAGACGAAACUACUUUGAUAAAUCUAAGUGUUAUGAAUGUGGGGAAAGUGGACACUUAAGUUAUGCUUGUCCUAAAAAUAUGCUUGGAGAACGUGAACCUCCAAAGAAGAAAGAGAAAAAGAAAAAAAAGAAAAUUCCUGAACCAGAAGAAGAAAUUGAAGAAGUAGAAGAAAGUGAAGAUGAAGGAGAAGAUCCUUCUCUUGACAGCCUCAGUCAGGCCAUAGCUUUCCAGCAAGCCAAAAUUGAAGAAGAACAAAAAAAGUGGAAACCCAGUUCAGGGGGUCCCUCAACCUCUGAUGAUUCAAGACGCCCAAGGAUAAAGAAGAGCACGUAUUUCAGUGAUGAGGAAGAACUUAGUGAUUAAAAUUAUAUUUAUUAUGUAAAUAUUUUUUUUAAAGAUUUAAUCUUAGAGUACCAAGUUCAGUUGGGACUAAAGAUUGUUUUUAGAAUUUGAUCAUAAAAAUACUUAAUGCCAAGUAAUUUUUUUACUAUAAAAUAGUUCGCCCUAGCCAGAUAGUUGAGGUGGUUAGAGCGUCAUCCCAGUACACCAAAGUUGUGGGUUCAGUCCCCAAUCAGGGCACAUAUAAGAAUCAAUCAAUAUAUGCAUAAAAAAGUGGAACAUCAGCCUGGCCAGCAUGACUCAGUGGUUGAGCAUCAACUAGAAACCAAGGAGGUCAUGGUACAAUUGCAGGUCAGGACACAUGCCCAGGAUACAGGCUCAAUCCCCAGUGUGAGGCUUGCAAGAGGCAGCCAGUCAAUGAUUCUCUCUCAUCAUUGAUAUUUCUAUCUAUCUCCCUUUCUCUCUCUCUAAAAUCAAUAAAUAUUUUUAAAAUUACUAUAAAGUAGUUAUUGAAAAGAAAUUUUAAAGUAUCAUGCUUCUAUCCUGCCUUAGGAGAGUAUUAAUAAUAAAGAUUUGUUAUUAACCAUUAAUCUUGAAAAUAUAUUUUAAUUAAAAAGAAAAUAUAUAAUAAUGCUAUUGUCAUCCCAGGAAAUAAGGUAUAUAUUAAAAAGAUUUGUUUGAGGGUUUAUUUUAAAAAUGUAUUAGCCUUGAUUAGUUUACAUGAGGACUUUUAAAAUAAAUUUCACCAGCAAGAAAAAACCUUCAUAAAGACUGGAAAAAGUUGAAUGAUGUAUUGUUAUUAAAUAUUAAAAAAAUUUUCAAGAGAAUUUUGUUUUUAAUAUGGGUGCUUGUCACCUUAUUUCUUAUAGCUUGAUCCCAAUCUGGAUUACAUUAUAAUUUCCCCUAAAAUAUAAAGUAGCUCUAAAAUGCUUAUAACCAAACAGCAUUAAUUUACCUUGCCUUUGGCACCCAAGUUCCAUUCCCCUAAAGCAGCUAAUUUAAGGUGUUUCUUUUCAUAUGUACAUAUAUUUUCCUAAAUAAGAUGCAUAUAUUUUUCUACUUAAUUCAUAAAGGGAUAGAGGAUUUUUCCAUCUUCUAUACUCCCCACUGCCUUCCUCCGUUUUUCAGUAUGGUUAUGUUAAAAUUGUUGGUUAAGUCCAUUUUUACUUAAUGACCAUGUAAAUACUGUUCACUUCUGAGCUAACAAGUGUGCUAUUAUAUUUUUUCAGAGUUAAUUAUUGCCUCAUUUUUUAUGUGUUAUAGAUCUUUUUAUGUAUGACUAAAUCUGCCCAUACCUUCUGCAGAUAGUUAUAUGGGAAUGGGAUUAUAGAGCCUUUAAUUUUCUGUGUUUGUAUAUUUCUAUAGUGUUUGAAUGCUCUUAAAAAGAAUACCCACUUACUAGUUUUCUUAAAUUACUAAAAGCAAUAAAAAUAUUUCCACUUUGAAAA